Molecule: messenger RNA, 1404 nt
Organism: Eimeria tenella
Lineage: Eukaryota; Apicomplexa; Conoidasida; Eucoccidiorida; Eimeriidae
Exons: 3
Coding region: 1-1404 (467 amino acids)
Source: RefSeq, a predicted model, not a curated record
AUGGCAGAUGUAGAGCGAGCGCAUGCAGUGGGGGGCAGGCAGCAGCAGCUGCUGCAGCAGCUGCAGCAGUUGCAGCAGCUGCAGCAGCUGCAGCAGCACGGCAGGGACUUGCUGCAGCCCCUCCCGUCGUCUGCAGCAGCAGCAGCAGCAGAAUUAGAGACCCUGUACGAAAGGGAAACAAGGGAUAGGGGAGAAGGCAGAGCUGCAGUGGCCCAUUUGCUGCAGCAGGUCACUGCAGCCGAAGCAGCAGCAGCAGCAGCAGCAGCCCGGCAGCAGCAGCAGCAGCUGUCUGCUUUUUCCUUCUUCUCCGACGCCACGCAGCAGUCCCUCGUUUCCAGCCAAAGAAAGAGAAACGCAGGAGAGCUGAAGCAGUGCACCGAAGAAGAAGCAGCAGCAGCAGCACCAGCAGCAGCAGCAGCAGCAGCAGCAAGGAAGGGGGAGGAAGAGGAUGACGAGGCCGAAGAGGCGCAGCAGCUGCUGCUGCAGCUGCAGCAGCUAAAGGCUGCUGCUGCUUCUCCGAACUGCGCAAAGGAGACCCUGGGGGAGCUGCUGCUCUCCAUGCAGCUGGACGGCGUUGCUGCAGCAGAAGCAGCAGCAGCAGCAGCAGCGGGAGGAGCAGCAGAAGCAGCAGCAGAACUGGACUUCGAGAAGGAAAUAGCAGCAGCAAAAAGAAUCAAAGAGAGACUGCUGGCGGAGGAGCAGCUGCGGGCCCUUUUGCUGCCGCUGAGAGACACAAUUGAAGCAAAAGAAAUAAAAGAAUUAAAAGAAACAAAAGAAUUAAAGGAACUAAAAGAAACAACUUUUGCUGCUGAUCUUUUGACAGCAAUUGCUGCUAAGGAGACGCGAGGCAGCCUGGAAACGCCCAGCAGAAGCAGCAGCAGCAGCCGCAGCAGCUUGCAGCGCGACUGCUGCAGCAGAGGCCCCAGCAAAGCAGCCGCGGCAGCAGCAGCUGCAGCAGCAGCAGCAGCAGAAAGUGGGGACUCUAGAGACAGCGGCGCGGAGACUGAUGAAGAAAACGAAGGGUCCCCGGAGCUGUUCAAGCUGCAGCAGGAAGCUGUGAAGCAUUGUCUUCUGGACUUACAGAAGCAAUGCAGAUUGUUAUAUCCUUUUGGAGUUUGCGGGGGAAAAGCGAAAGAAAUAAAAGUGCAUUUGGAGACAGUUGCUGCAGCAGCAAGUUUCCGGGAAAUUCGGGUGUACAUACAGCUCUUCCAAAACUGCCUCUUCAGCGGACUGCUGCCAAGCAGCAUGCAGAAGGAGACUCAGAAGUUAUAUUUUGUUGCUCUUGCUGCUGUUGCUAGCGCGCUUAGAAGCAGGAGACGCCCAGCAGCAGCAGCAGCAGCAGCCGCGCAGCAGCAGCAGCAGCAGCAGAGAGAGGCGUUCGACGCCGGCUGCUGCUUUCUUUGA